Telopea speciosissima is the source of this 423-nucleotide messenger RNA. RefSeq names its product abl interactor homolog. The record is from RefSeq and is a predicted model, not a curated record. The transcript has 2 exons. NCBI's taxonomy places the organism in Eukaryota, Viridiplantae, Streptophyta, Magnoliopsida, Proteales, Proteaceae. The coding region runs from base 1 to 423 and encodes 140 amino acids.
AUGGUUAACACCCGGAAUUGGAACCAUUCACCCCCUAGAGAAGAUGCCAGUGAUGCCUCUAACAUGGUUUUGCCGGUACCACCUCCGAUAAAUAAUAGUGUGGACUCCUCUACAUUACUGAGCAACAUGCUUCGAGUCAUGCAACAGGAGCAUAGGGACGCACAACAAGAACAGCAUCCCUUUAUGCAAACAAUGACUAAUCAGCUCAGGGACAUUGCUAAGGAAAGGAUUCCCCCACCAAUACCAGUGGCUACUGCUGCACCAGGAACUCUCCCACCAGCACCAGCAGCUGCUGUCGCACUAGGUAACCCUCCACCCGUACCUGUUGCAGCUGCCGACACACCUCUAGCUCAACUAGUGCCAAUUCCUCCUCCCCCUACUCCUGAUGCUCCACAAGUUCGUUGUGGCGCCAGUUUGGGUUAA